This is a messenger RNA of Ophidiomyces ophidiicola, 4122 nucleotides long. RefSeq lists its product as uncharacterized. Lineage: Eukaryota; Fungi; Ascomycota; Eurotiomycetes; Onygenales; Onygenaceae. Gene Ontology annotation, molecular function: aspartic-type endopeptidase activity; phosphatidylinositol-4,5-bisphosphate phospholipase C activity. Gene Ontology annotation, biological process: lipid metabolic process; intracellular signal transduction; proteolysis. The coding region runs from base 1 to 4122 and encodes 1373 amino acids. The record is from RefSeq and is a predicted model, not a curated record. The transcript has 4 exons.
AUGGCAGAGCAGAGUAGCCACGAUGUGGUAAACCAAACCCGGUCGGGUGGCGACCUUUCGCCCUCCGACGUUCCUGCGAGCAAACCCGACAAAUGCAUUUCUGGAGGGGAUGAGGUGGAUGUUCAGACUCAUAUUAAUAACGACCAGAGACAACAAAACACAGUUACAACGACGCAGGACAUUCCGGAUGGUAAUAAUACUCAGUGGACCAGUCUUGCGAGCAAUGAUGUCACUAACGACAGGGUUAGAACAUUUUUUGUAGAAAUCACAACACAAGAUACAUCGAUAGUGACUUCGAAACGCCUUGAAAUGAAUGGGAUAGAACCGGCUGCUUUAUCUACAGAUGAUACUACAAUAAGUCAUUUGGGUGACGGGGGAUCAGAUACAGACGCUAGCCGCAGCGACAUACGGUCAUCAAAAGACAGCGCACAGCACUCUCGCACAAGCUCCGUCAAGCGGCCGGCAUCCUUCAAGCCAGUAUCCUUUGCGAAAUUCUCCAUAACUAAAUCGCCCAGUACAAUUCCUAAAUCUACUGUUGAGCAAGCUCCUUUCUCUACUUCGAACACAUCAAGUGUACCUGCACAGCAAACCUCAAGGCCCCGCCUAGUUGCCAAAACAACGAGUGGCCUGAGCAAUUCAGCCCCAAGGUCCUUGGGCAGUGGCACUAGGAUCGGGUCUUCAAGCCCUGAUCCUAGCCAAGUAUGGAAUAAAAAUCGACCCGCCCAACCGCCACCUACAAAGCAUCUUACGGACGAAGAGUUGAAGCAGCAAUAUGGCAUUCAUAUGACCUCUCGCAUCCAGGCGGAUGGCGAUGGGAAAGAGUCUAAAUGGGCUGAUAUCGAUGAUGACGAGGACGAUUGGGCCCCGGAAACAAUUGAAUGGAAUGAUGGAACCAAGAUUUCUUUGACUCAAACUGAGCCUCAAAGCCAGACAAAAAACCAAACUUCCGGCAUAUCAUCGGGGCACCUAGUAUCAACAUCGGAAAAGGCUCUAGGUAGCAGUGACGCCAAGGCUCCCAUUUCGAAAAUUGGCUCCCUAGGCCCAAAAGCCGCAAUUCUGAAACUCGGAGGAGGUGCCGAUAAGCAUUCGAAGCUAGCCGGCGAUUUAAAUGGGGAGAAAGAAGGACAAUCCUCCAGGUCUCAUGCAGCAAAAUCUCCGUGGGCCCCAUUACCUCCUGUUGACAAAAUUCCUCCAGUAUCGGUAAACCCACCUGUUCCACCAUCGCGAUCCUCACGCUUUUUCCAAGGGGAACGCAAUACUUUGGAAAACACAGUCCCAGCAGCACUUCCUGCCAAAGAGAUUGCUGUGGAUGAUUUUAACCGCUCUUGGCGAGACACACAAGCAAGUGCCCCUCGAGAGCUGUUCAACUCCCAAUCUGGUCGAUAUGAGCCCGUAUCGGAAACUCGUCGGGGUCAGCAUCGGCAUGAUCAGCAAUUCCGACCAUCUUCGCUGUUGCAGAGACCAAACCAUAUCGAGCAGCUCGGACCGGCUGAGCCAUCUCCCGCUUUCCAGACGAAUCGGUCAAGCUUUUCUCAGGAGCCUGGUCCAUGGAGCCGGCGCCGUGCCUCAUCUAAUGUUAGUGGAGGAAGUGGAGUUAUGGGCCGAAGGUUGUCUAUGAGCAAAGCAGAUUCUAACCAUACUAAUCCCAAUCUUCCGCCGCCACGCCGCGGCUCUCAACAUGAGCGAUCUACCUCGCCCCGUAGGCCUUACCAGAAAGGCACAUUCCCCGCGAGAGGGCCUUCUCCCUCUGGCCAACCUAGUCAACAUAUUUCAAGCCAGCCGGUGCCAGGUCCUUUUACGCCCAAUACGAAUGACGGAGUUCCUCCGCCCCCUAUCGAUGCCCCGGCUGUUCACGGACCUCCUACGGAGGACACCAUUGCAAUGCAACAGCGUAUUAUGCGUGAGAAGCGCGAGAUGGCGAGGCAACGUAGACUUGAUGAGGAGGCCAAAGAAGAGGCUGCAAAACAAGAGCGAAUCCGCUUGAAGCUGGAAGCAAUGGGACCACCACCAACGGAAAAGAGCAAUUCGAAAGAGCCCACAUCUACUACAGAUUCCAUCAAGCAGUCUAUAGUGGCUCUGUCACCACCAAAGCCUCCUGUUCCGGAGCCUAGUGGUGAGCCAAAGCAAUAUGGAAUGAUGAAGCUUCAUCCCCCGGAACCCGUAAAGAAACUGGUGAAAAAUGAGAAGGAUUCAAAAGCGGCCUCUGGCCCUCAAGUUCAUCUGUCACCAUCGUUAAAAGAACAGAAACUGGACUCAAGCAGGCCCAAUGCACCACCUUCUAUGAAUGGGGUUCGUCUUGCAGCUGAUAAAACCUCCAGUCAGAUGUCAGAGCAUCAGCAGGGCGCUUCUGAGAAAAGCCUCUCGUGGAAAGGCUCUAUACCUACUACUGCUUCGUAUUCCUCGUGGUCUGGGACAAAGAUCGGCGGCCACGCAUCUGGUGCCAAUCUCUGGGGGCCACUAAAUAACGAUAGGGCCUUAGGAAAUGGCACUUUUGACAGGAAUCUCACCGGAUUUCCUCCCAGAGAUAUCCCGCCUCAUCCAUCACUUAAGUUAUCUGACCAACCUCCCAUCGGUCCUUUAGCACCUACUGCGGAAAGAUCUGGAGUGCCGGAAACUGCGCACCAGCAUACUCAUAGCCACGCCAAGGGUUUGAUUGAUAGCGGCACCUCAAUGUCUCCCUUGCCAUCUCCUGAGCAACGCGGAAGUUGUUUGGCAACAGCGGAAACCGUCAGACCUAUUUCUCGGCCAGGACCGAUUGCCCCACCCAGUUCUUAUUCUCAAGGCCAAAAAUGGCAGCAGAAUCAAUUCCCGCCUCGCUCGGAACAAACUUCUGCUUGGAAUAACUUUCAUAUAACUGCCAGAAAGAGCGAAUCAGAAGAAAAUGAACGUUAUCAUCGAGACCUACAAUCUCGGUUAGAUGAAGAAGCGAGAAGUGGUAUCAAACCGACAUUAGACAUUGCGUUCAAGGAAACUUGGCGACAGGUGAAAGUUGGUGACGAGCCUGGACAGCGCCAUAUUGUGUCCGUGAUUAAAACUGGCGACAAAAAUCAACCACCUUCCUUACAUAAUGGUGAAACUUCUGCACCCGAUGGCUUAACAUUUUCCGAGUCGAACGCCAAAUUUGUUGGAACAACGGCGCGGGGAUCCCGAUUUUUCCCCCAUGGCUCCGAUCACAAGAGGCCACCGCCCUCAGACCGAGAGAAUUCCGAGGGUCGAUGCCCUUCACCUCCACCACCCGAGGAAAUAUCCAGUCAUCCUGUGUUUACAAUUAGCUCUCCCCGGCCUCUAGUGCACCUACCUACGCCAAAACCUCGCGUUCGACUUCCCCCUCGUAGCUCGUCACCAUCAGCAGCUCCUCAGACCACAUUUGCAGCAAUGGUAUCGACUGGCCCGCCGCCCCCUCGGGGUUCGCAACCAAUUGCAAGCACUGCAACCUGGCAGGAUCGGUUUAACGGAUUGUUUGGGAAGAAAACCGCUCCAACGCCUCCACUUUCCCAACCAAAGAAGAACGCCUUCACUGUUACCUCAGCAUCCAAAGAACCUCUCGAUGUUUUGUCCAAUGCCACUCCCGCAGCAGUUUCUCUUCCCCAAGUUGAUGAGAUGGAUGCCGUACGGAGUUCAGGAAAUGUAGUUUCGAAGGAAGUCGAGGAUGAAGAGGCGAUAUUUGAGGAUCGGGAGGCCGGUUCUCUCCCCGUUGUCAAAGUCCCAUAUGUGGCGCCUAGGGCGGCUUGGCAGCCUGCAUUGCCUCCUUCCCAGCAGCGUUUCCGUUCUCGGCUUCAAAGACCUGUUCAAACCCAAACCAUCGAGCCUUACGCUUUCCGCCCUUCUGACAAAGACAAUAAUUCAAUCCCAGUAGUAAUCAAUCUACCUGGAUGCAAUGUUUCGAAAACGCUUACCUUGUGUUCUAAGAGUACUGUACCUGGCAGUCAGGGCCAGCAACGACAACGAUCACAGAAUUUUAAACAUCGCAAAGGCGCGAAGCCUCGAGAAAGUUCUGGGUCUCAAAAUACGUCUCUUACCUCUAAGAAGUUGUCAUCUCCAGCUAAUUCCACGUCUGGCUCUCUGCGCCCACACUCUGGGCAUAAUAAUUGGGCUUCUCGUGUUGCAGGUACUGCCACCUGA